AUGAAUAUUAGAAAGUGGCGUGAUUGUCUGCGCCCGGGGGAGGAACGUUUGCCCAUGCAUGCGGCUGUAGUCACAAGUGUGGGACUUCUCGUGGAUGCCGUUAUUGUGGAGCGGUGCAUUGAUGAAAAUGAGUUGUUGUGCGACACGGCCAGUUCCCGCUCGCAGGGUGCGGUUGGCCGGAGUCCGCCAACGUCCGCCUCACAAGUGACCUCCAGCUUUCAGUCACCACGACGUUUCUCUGCCAUCUCUGUCAUGAGUGGUCUUCUGCCUCCAGCGUCUGAGAGCAGCGGCAAUUCGUAUGCGUUGCUUGAGUCUGUACUCAACGACAAUGUGUACUACGAAUGCCACGCCACGAAGAGGCCUCUGCAGCAGCAAUACUUUCACCUGUUUGACGUGUUACCGUUUGGCAUCGAGAGUCCUUCCUCGGUCUUUGGUGUAACUGGACGACACACGAAUCGGGGUCUGGUUGUUGGCGUCAAUUCUAGUGGACUGUUUGUAGUGCGUCCAUACGCAACCGGUGCACCGCUACAACUUGUCCCAGAAGGUGCCGAUCGCAAGAGCGUUCGUAAGGAGGUUGUCGAUGCGGUUACCAGACUGAGCUCCUCCGUAUCCGUCACGGAAGGUACAAAGGAGUUUAUGGAGACUGUGAAGCGUUGGUCGGAAAAAUGUAAAAAGGCAACCGUCCGCGAUGGCAAGAAGGAUUCAUUCCGUCAGGGUCGUGUGGACUCAGACGAAAAUGCUAGUGAGAGCGGAAGUGAGGGCAAUGAUGAUGUACAUAAAGGCAUGGAAUUGUGGUCUCUGAAGGACUUGCAACUGCCACCACAAUUAGCUUUGCAUGAUCCCAUUCCCCCACUUCGCGUUGGUUCACGAGUAUUAGCACGACGUUUUUGCUUGGACGGGUCGCUGUGCGUUGCCCGCGUUCUUGCCGUGCAUUACGAUGUAACAUACACCUUGGAGUAUGAAGGUGAUGGGGGUAUUGAUGAACGUGUGCUUCAUAAUGAUAUUCAUCUCCUAGAUGACUCGGAGGCAGAGCACUGCAGCGUUCGGGAUAAGGUGACCGUCGCACUGCAUAAGCAGCUGCCAGCUGUCAUUAUUGAGUGUCUUGGUGGAGAGGAGUAUAGUGUUAUUUUGGAACACGCCCCGAAUCAAUCCCUCACCAUCACACGGCGGCAUAUUGUGUUUAUUGCCCCUUUGUUAAAGGAGGCUCUCUACGCAGACCCUCUUAUCCUACAGUGGUUCCGGGAACUUGACCCCACAUCUUCGGGUCUUGUGCCGUGGAAAGAAGUUCGAUAUCUGAUUUUUAGCUGGGAUUCGUAUGGGCAGACCUUGUCCUUUCAGAAGCUUGGCGAGGUGCAGCGAGAUUUAUGUAUUCAAGUUGGCCGUAUGGAGCCACAACUGCUGCGCAAAGUACCUAUUCAAGAGGAGGAUAUGCUGUUAAACUAUGCUGAGUUUGAGUAUGUCAUACUUCGUGUAAGAAAUCUGUUAUGA
Messenger RNA from Trypanosoma rangeli, 1488 nucleotides. RefSeq lists its product as uncharacterized. Bases 1 to 1488 code for a protein of 495 amino acids. The record is from RefSeq and is a predicted model, not a curated record. NCBI's taxonomy places the organism in Eukaryota, Euglenozoa, Kinetoplastea, Trypanosomatida, Trypanosomatidae. The transcript has a single exon.